Molecule: messenger RNA, 3563 nt
Organism: Hypoxylon trugodes
Lineage: Eukaryota; Fungi; Ascomycota; Sordariomycetes; Xylariales; Hypoxylaceae
Product: AEX-3 domain-containing protein
Exons: 4
Coding region: 152-2830 (892 amino acids)
Biological process (GO): regulation of Rab protein signal transduction
Cellular component (GO): cytoplasmic vesicle
Source: RefSeq, a predicted model, not a curated record
CUUCGAAGUAUAAUUCCGUCCCAUUCAAUUGGAUCCGGUGGUCCAGGCAGGAGCUUGGUUUUUGUCUAGUUAAUCACUAUUGUUGUGACUGUAUUGGGAUUCAAGAUUACAACAAACGAAACAGCACGGGGAAACAAACACAUAGCCCAUCAUGGCACCUUCACUUAACACACACUCUUCCUUUACGCGUCCGCGUACAAGCGAACGUGAUGCUCGCCCGAGUACACGAGAUCAGGGCGACACCAACCUAAUUAUUCCGAGCAGGACUUCCUCUCUUCACUCACGUAUCACGCAACCAAUUCCCUCUACGCUCAACAUGAAGCCUCAGCAACGAACUCCCAAGACUCUAACGCACGCAUACAUGGUUUGUGGUGUCGGACGAGAGCCUUCGCAAUGGGUGAAGGCUCCUGCUCCUAGCCAGGGAAAGAUUGGACACAUGAAGGGAGCUGUUGGCCAAUUCUGGUUGCCCGAAAUUUUAGGUAGCAGCCCCCGCCUCGAGCAGGACAAUGAAGUUGCUCGAUCUUUACACGCCGCUAUGAGAGCUUGCUUCCCCCACGACGUCGAAAUUUGCACUGGUCGUAGCCAGCCGCACUGCGUUCACCAUGCGUUUGUUCUCCAACAGGAUUCUUCGCACACGCUCUACGGUAUCUGUCUUCGCGUUUGGUCAAGGGCAGAUGAGAAGAGGGCGGAGACUAUCAGGGAUCUGAGGAAGCGAACCGAGACCGACUACUACGAUAACCCCGAUGAGACUUACUGGAUUCCUUACUGCUUAUCGUUCCUUUCCCGAUAUCCUCUAUACAACCUGCUUGGAGAUUACUUGCGAGGAAUGUGGAUUCACUGGAACAAAGCUACCAACCUCUUCCACGCGGAGGAGGUCUCGAGGAUUCUCAGCUUCCCGGCUCCGCGACUAAACGACUUGGUUCGAAUAGACAUGAAGGACUACGCUCUUUGCUACCAAUUCCCAUCGUCUCCCACUGGAUUCCAGAAUUUCGCUAUGUGGCCUCUGUGGACUUGUCUCUCGGUACCUAACAUCGUGGGUGUUAUCGAGGCUGCCAUUUCUCCUACUAGGCGUAUCAUAUUUGUCAGUCACUACCCCGCGAUGUUAACCAUGGCUGCCGAGACUAUCCGAUUCUGCGUUCGCGUGUAUGAAUGGAGUGGUCUGUACGUUCCAGUCGUUCACGCCCGCCAUGCCAAGGAAUUGGUAGAGGAACCAGGUCCAUACAUCCUUGGUAUCACUGCUGAAUGCCGUUCUCUUUUCACGGCCCCGAACGAUGCCUUAGUAGUUGAUUUAGACCGCAACUUUGUUCUCACUUCCAGCCCCCCGACGGCAUUGAACGCGAACCAACGAAAUAAGUUUGUCACCCGCUUGACACAGGCACUAAAUGGCGAUGUUACCCCGUCCGGUGUCCCGCAACAUCUGCGCUCAGCUUACGGUGGUGGGAAGUUGGUUCCUGCAGGUCAAAUCAUUGUCAUGCGUGGGGAGGUGGAGUCCAUUCAAGAGCCCGAAUGGUGGAACCAGGACGCCGUCAUGGCCGUGAUGGAUCAUGUCUGUGAGAAGAUGGGUCGCAACACUGGCUUGAAGGCUGUCUUUGGUGGAGCAGUGAAGAAGCCGCUGAUGACUAAGGUUUCCAUGAGACAUUUGAACGAGAUCGUCAGGGAGCGUAACCAAUACUCUCGUGAUGCCUUGGAGGCAUGGCAGGAUUUCAUCAACCUGAAGGGCCGCAUGGACACUGAGCUGAACAAGGUUACGAAGCGAAACAACUACCUCGUUGAGGAGUUGGAGAGCUGGAAACAACAGUUCCUCAAAUUCCAAGCAUUCGCCGAGACCCUCACGAAGGAAACUCAAGAUCUCAAGGUCAAGAUCGAGACUCACAAGAGAGAAAACCGAAGACUCGCAGGUCUUAUCGACCAACAGAAGGACGACAACUCGCGUUUGUCGGUUCGUCUUACUGGCACUGAGAAGCAGCGAGACGACGCUCUUGAAGCCUUGGUUCUCCAACAAGAGAUCGCCGAGGAACUUGAGCGGGAACGCAAGCGCAAUAAGAAGGAAUUGGCCGCCCUUCAACACACCAAUGUUACCAUUAUUCGACAACGUGAUGAGGCACGCCGUGUUGUCUUACAUCUGCGUAGCUUGAUCGGUGGACAAUCCCACCAUAUGGAGCAUCUUGUCCAAUCCCUAACUACGCGUGACGACCUAGCUAGUGAGAUUGAGGAAGGCUUCGAAGAGGAAGAGGAGCAGCAGCAGAAUGAUCGUCUAUUGAAGAACCCUAGCCGUAACACUAAGCGUCAUUCUACCGCCAGCUUUACCGAUGUGGCUGAUCGUCACCUCAAAGACAAGACCGAUGCUAUCUCCCACAUUAUUAGGAAUAUCGCGGAGCAGUGCCAGGCCGCUGUUGAGGGCCUCCAGCUCGCACAAGACGCCGAGAUCGAGUCAACUAGAUCUCCUCGCCGGGCAAGCAACCUUUCUAGUGCACCCAGCGAUGAUGGCCACGAGCACUCGGCCACCAACUCCGAGGUUGGCGAUGACAGCCUCCUACACCCUUCGGGUCGCGCCUCCAGCAUCCCUCCUACUCCGGAUCUAAUUCCGAACCGAAGCAGCACGUCGAUGUCUAUGGCUUCGACCAUGACUACUCCUGAGCGAGCCAGUCAGCAGUACAGCAUCCACAACGACAUUCCUACCAAGAUCGUCGAGGAUGACGAAGAUGACUUGGCCGAGCGCAGCGAGAGCGAGGCCAUCUCACAAGAGCCCGGCAUCGUUGGCAAGCACGCCGAAAGUCUUAUCCACCGUCCAUCAGGUGCUAGAAUCAGCGCUCUAGGCGGUACCCGCUAAAAAAGUUUCGCGUAUCGUUCUAGUCUGGUUGCAUGUACGGAGUCGGAGGCGACAUGUUUCAAGAUUUUCUGACAGUUGAGAAGACUUGUUGGGGGUUAACAAUCAUCUCUUCAUCUUUCCCCUUCCCCCAAUUCCUGUGCAUAUGAACUUCACUUAUACCUCUUGGUCUGUUUAUUUGUGGAUCUACGGCGUUUUACUCUGAAAGAGUUACUCGGAUUUUUCGCUCUUUGCUUUUCCUACGACUUAUUGCAGCUUAUUGGCUCUACUCUAAUUUUCCUUGCAACAAAAAACGACCAGACGCAAUAGUCGGUCGGCCAGGCAAUUAAGGCACCUGUUUGGUCCCGCUGUCAGGUACGGAAGGGAAAAGAUAUGAUGGAGUAGUGAUCCAUCUCUUUUGUGUAUAUCGGUGGCUAUGUGUUGUCCGCAGCUAUGGGCGAUAGAUGUCUACCUUUAAUUACUGCAGUUUACGUCCUUCAUGUAGUGUUGGGCAAAUAUGAGAUACCUUGUCAAUGACAUUUCAGUUCUCACGAUCGUUUGUGAUUUAGUUGAAUGUGCAAUGCUUAUUUUUAUAUGGGUGCUUCGUGAGGCGUGUUACCCGUGAUUAGCUAGUGUAUUAUCUUGAUUCCUGUAUUUGUGUGUUCUCAUACCGUUUGAAUAAUCAGAUUUGACGUCUCCUUGGGUACCUAUAUGAGAACUCUGAAUUAAGUCUACUCCUAUUCAUUCGAGACAGUCC